GGGAUUAUUCCUGGGGCGGGUUAUAAUACGAUAUAAUUUUCAAUGUCCCUGAAUAAAAUGGUCAUAAUGCUAAAACUUUGAAUACUCAGGCUACACUUUAGGGGCAGAAGAAUUUAGGAACAACAUGAAUAACGUGGACAAUUUACGUAGCAGGAUCAAAAGUUAUAACCUCCGAAGGAGAAGCGGGGACUUGAACCUGAGGUUCACGCCAACAAAAAUUAGCAUUCGUCUUUUCGGGAUGUUAGGACACGGUAAAUCGACCCUAAUUAAUAACUUCUUCUGCGUGCUUAACAACACGGAAUACAGAAAUAUCGCUGAUGAAACAAGCCCCGAGGAGUCAGAUGGUGGUGGUAAGACGAUGGCUCUGCGCCUUUAUCCACUGGACAACACCUGUUUGGAAAUUGUGGAUAAUCGCGGGUGUAAUGAGUUCAAGUAUUCAGAACAAACGGAAUUUCGCAACCAAAUGGAGGGCAAACGACGAGUGAAUAGCAGCGUCAACUUCCAAGGUGACUUUACUGCUUCUUUCCAGUGGGCGGAAUCCUAUGUCAGUCCGUGGUCGUGGUCAGAGCGGUGGUCACACUGGUAUUUUAACGAAAGCCCAAGUGAUGACACUAUUAUCGUGCCAGUGCUUGUAAUAAGGGCAGGCUGGACUCCGAACAAAAAGAUGUUGUCAAAUUUACAUAAGUUUUGCACAACAGUGGUGUAUCCUCAUACUGGUGUCUAUCCUUUAAUUGUUCUAACAUGUGGUCAGGAAAGACCUGAGUGGGAAGGAAGACAUAUUUUGCCACAGCUGCCUUGUUCGACAUAUCUGUUAAACAACUACUAUGAAAGAUCAUCAGAAAGAAAUCCAAACACAGACCAAAUAAUUCUUGAAAUUCUUAUUGCCUGCAUAAAUUGUGCAGACAAUGUACUUAAAAGGUGCAUUGGUUUGGCACACAAGCCAGUCUUUUUUCAGUAACACAGCUUUUCGUUUUAAAACUGAUGUGUAGCUUGCAGAAGAAAACAUUGCAGAAUGUAAACACCUUACACAGAUUUUAUGGCAAUAUUUCAUUCACUAAAACUACAAAAUUGGGUUACUCAGCUAGCAUUUAUUCUCUGUGGUAUUGUACACUAUAUUAUAAGAAAUAUAUUUUUCAGCAGCAGCAACUUCAUAUAAAUACACGUUGGCUUCAUUUUUCAUAUAUCUUAACUGAUUUUUGAGUUCCAUGGAGUUAUUUGUAUUUACUUUUGUAUCAUUGCAGUUAUACAUGGUUGUCCUUUGCUGUUACUUAUGAUGGUACAUUACUUUAUAGCCAACAAAAAUCCCAUGUUUCACUUGUUGCAUAUGUACACUUAUGAUAGCAUAUUGGUGCACAGAUCACAGAUGUGUCGCUAUUUACUUCCAAAAGUCAGUGCUAAGUUUGGGGACAGAUUAGGAAUUGGAAGACUGAAAAUGCAUAGGUAUUUAGCACAAAGAACCAGGGACUUAGGAUUCAUGUGUUAUCUUUGCAGUACAUCAGACAUUGGCUGAAUGAAUUAUAAUAUGAUAAAGACUGAGGAAACAGACUUUUUUUCUGCCUGAUUUUCCCUGCAACACCUGGUAACUAUCAACCCUCAACCUACAAAUCAAACCCAUUCAUCCCCCCAUCCUGGGCAUUCUUAAGUGAGAGCAAGUUAUGGUGAAAUGAGGCCAUCAUGUAGUUAAUCUCAGUAAUAGUUUAUGCCCUUACCAGCAUCCCGUUUCAUAGGUUCAUAGGUUCAUACUAGGCUAUCUGCCCUAGGGCAUUUAUAAGCCUAGCCAGAGUGUGUAUGGCUUUUGCCACCCAUUUUAAAUUAAUUUUGCUAUGCCCUUUUUCGAGGUUAGUAUACUGUGCCUCUGUCUAACAGUGACACAGAAGUGAUAUAGGUUCAUAGGUUCAUACUAGGCUAUCUGCCCUACGGCAUUCUAAUGAUAUCAUAUUUCUUAUAGUUCCUAACCUUUUCCCUUGGUAAUUUCUAUGCUCUCCACUUGUUUUUCUAUGCUUCUGUACUAAAGAUGAAGGCUACCACAGUUGCAGGCUGAUGGCCAGGGCCAUCCUUUGGGUAGCCACCAGUCCUCAGAAUGAUUGAUUGUAGCAUUGGGCAUUCCAAAUUCAUGCCUACCCUCACCAAGACUGGCACACCCUAUCUCUCCCUGUUAGUUCUAGUGGAUACCUGGAACAAUAAUUGAACCCAGGAAAUCUGAGCCACAGUCAGGGCUUUAUCUACUUUCUAGUUACUCUUUAAACCAAGCAAUGAACAAGCCAUUUAUCUUAGUGCAUUUAUGAAAUGAAUAACUGCAAAUGUUAAAGCAUAUAUACAAAACAAUCCAUAUAUGGCUGCUGUAAACAAAGUAAAAAUAGCCCUCUUCUUCCCAUGCAUGUGUGUCAGUAUCAACAAUUCUGAAUAUGAUAAACUUCUCAUUAAAAAUAUCACUGUUAACAUAUUGACACUUUUGAGUAGUCAAUGUAAAUUGCCACCUCUGUCAAUUCUUUCUUAAAAAUAAACAUGCACAUUUAAAUGAUACCGUUGUCAUUUUUGUACUACACUUUAAUGUUAUGUGCAUGCUGUCUGCAAAAGACAGUGAAGCAAGCUAUAUUUUUCAUAUACUCAUCAGAAGAAGAACAUAUAGUGUUUUGAGUAGAAAGAUAAAUUAGGAACUGAGGUCUUGUUUGAAAUAAAGUGUAUCUUGUCUUACAUUAUUCAGUUUUUUGUUUAUUUGAUUUUGUUUACUGAUGUCUUGGUUGCAAUGAUGUUUGAUCUGGUUUGAUAAUUAAACAGUAUUUUCAUA
This is a messenger RNA of Protopterus annectens (West African lungfish), 2788 nucleotides long. RefSeq lists its product as uncharacterized. The transcript has 4 exons. Bases 125 to 958 code for a protein of 277 amino acids. The record is from RefSeq and is a predicted model, not a curated record. Lineage: Eukaryota; Metazoa; Chordata; Ceratodontiformes; Protopteridae.